Messenger RNA from Paramuricea clavata, 465 nucleotides. The record is from the annotation of a GenBank genome assembly. Lineage: Eukaryota; Metazoa; Cnidaria; Anthozoa; Malacalcyonacea; Plexauridae.
AUGGAUACGUCCAUAAGAACAGGAGAAUCUAGCGAUUUGCAAAGCGCUCUGGACUCAGUGCAAAGUUGGGCUGUGGAGGAACUGAAUGCCAAAAAGACAAAAGAAAUGUGGAUUAACUUCACCGAAGCACCGCCCUCUCUACCACUGCAUAUAGGAGAUGCUAUCAUAGAAAGGUCAGAAAGAGACGAUAAUUUCAAAAUCUUGGGAACCUGGUUUCAAAAGGAUCUGAAAUGGAAUAAACAUGUCGAGGAGACCACUCGCAAAGCAGCUAAAAACCUGUACUGCCUAAGAGAAUGUAGAAGAGCGAACCUACCAGUCGAAGGUGGUCUUACCACUUAUUUACCUAAAAUCAGGCCUAUCCUUGAAUAUUGUUCUCCAGUGCCGGGGUGGUCUGCCACGAUAUCUAAAGGACGAAUUGGAACGUGUGCAAAGGAGGAGUCUACGAAUUAUUGGCCUCCCGCAUAG